AUGGCUUCUUUACCGCCUAUGCAAGAGUCUCUACAACCUCUGGAAUUCGAUACUCCGAUAUUAGAGGCAAAAAUUGCUGUUCUACCACCGAAAAGAGAAUGGAGGGUAAAAGUUCCUGGCGAAGCCAAAUUAACGGUUAAAAUAUUGUACGGUAUAGCAGAAGUCUUUGGUACUGAACUUACGAAUGAUGUUGAAUACACAUUUCAAUCUGCGAACAUUGCCAUUUAUAGUGUGGAACACGUAAAAAUUGAAUGGAAGUGUGCGGAAGCUUUGGAACCGACUAUCUCAUCGGAGACAUCGAUGCCAUACAUUUACUACCUACACUUUGCACUCGAAAAGAUGAGGCUAUCUAGUUUUGAUGGGCCUAGGAUGCUUAUCGUCGGUGAAUCAUCUUCGGGAAAAACUACUCUAGCAAAAACUCUGUCUGCAUAUGCGUUGAAGGGCAAACCAUAUACACCGCUGUACAUAAACUUAAAUCCCCAGGAAGGGAUAUUUGCCCCUCCAAGUUGCAUCACAGCUACCCCCAUCUCCUAUCUUCUUGAGGUGGAGUCCACGAUGUGGGGCCAGAGUAUGACUACCGGUGCCACAGCGCUGCAUAGCAAACAGCCUAUGGUGAAAUCCUUCGGACUCGAGCAGAUCGCCGAAAAUAGAGAGUUAUACCUUGAAGCAAUGAACCAGCUUUCUAAAGCAGUGGAGGGUAGGCUGAGGAACGACCCAUUGGUUAGAAGGUCGGGGAUUAUUGUUGAUACACCCCCACUUUCCCAUUUAGACGACUCUUACACUGAGCUCAAGGCAGCAAUCUCCAAGUUUAAUAUUGAUAUCAUGGUCGUAUGUUGCCCAGAUGAUUCACUGGCGAUAAAACUUGGCGAAGUGUUCCAAUCUCUUGUCAGGAUCAUAAUUCGCAUUCCUACUAGCCCUGGGGUAGUAAAAAUAGACGACGUUGCAAGAAGAUCUUUUCAAAGAAGUCAAAUCAGAGAAUAUUUCUACGGGAACAAGAACACUGUCCUAAGUCCAUAUACCAUCGGUGUCGAUCUUAUGGAUGUUGUAGUAUGGAAACCAAAGUCAACCCUAGAACUAGGAGAUGCGGGUGCCAAAACGAGUAUGACGGAACUGGAAAGAGUGGAAGUCAAUGCUAGCAACCUGCAACAUGCCAUUGUCAGCAUCACAUACGCUCCAAGGAAAAGUACACCUGAGGAAGUCCUAAAAAGCGGUGUUCUUGGGAUUGCUUUGGUGACAGAAGUGAAUGAAACGAAAAGAAAAAUGAGGAUUCUGCUUCCAGUUCCUGGAAGAUUACCAGACAAAGCUAUGAUUCUAACUGCAUAUAGAUACCUAGAGUAA
Molecule: messenger RNA, 1338 nt
Organism: Eremothecium sinecaudum
Lineage: Eukaryota; Fungi; Ascomycota; Saccharomycetes; Saccharomycetales; Saccharomycetaceae
Gene: CLP1
Product: cleavage polyadenylation factor subunit CLP1
Exons: 1
Coding region: 1-1338 (445 amino acids)
Biological process (GO): tRNA splicing, via endonucleolytic cleavage and ligation
Cellular component (GO): nucleus; mRNA cleavage factor complex
Molecular function (GO): polynucleotide 5'-hydroxyl-kinase activity
Source: RefSeq, a predicted model, not a curated record